AGGCUACAGUAUACAGGUAAUUCAUCGAUCGGCGGCUCCAUUUAUUGACUGCUAACUUCAUUCUUUUCUUUGUGCAUGCCUUCCUAAAUUCAGGUGAUUGCAUGAUCCAGACUGAUCACAAUGGCUAAUUGCAAAACCCCAGUGAGUAUCCUGCAAGAACUCUGCGCCAAGAAGGGAGUGACACCGGUUUACGACACCAUCGGCCAGGAGGGGGCGUCCCAUCAGCCAAAAUUCACUAUUCGCUGCACUGCGGGGGAUGUCGUUGGUAACGGGCAGGGGUCGAGCAAGAAGGUUGCCAAGCAGUCGGCAGCGGAGGACGUUCUUCAGCAGCUUGAUGUUGAAGUCCCUGCUGUGGAAGAUGAAGGAAGGUCUUUGAAAGACAACCCUGUGGGUGAGCUGCAGGAGUUGGUGACACUUCUGGGAUGGAGGAAGCCAGAAUAUGAGGCCUUGGAGGAGAGCGGACCACCACACAACAGACGCUUUGUCAUUGCUGUUUCUGUCGACAAGUACAAGGAGCAAGGUGUUGACCAGAGUAAACGCCUUGCAAAACGAGCGGCUGCUACCACCAUGCUUGAAGUUCUUCACAAGCUGCCCGCCGACAUCAACCCUGGCCUCAUCAACAGAAAGCCUAAGCAAAAGCACCCGAAGAUGCCUGGGCCUCAUCGACUAGCCAUCAAGAAUCUACCUCAAGCUGAAGGCAACUUCAUCCGUAGCCUCAAAAUGAACGCUCUCAAUUUCCCAGAUCCCUCCUACUCUAGCAUGCUCCAAGACCUGGGCCAGGAGCAAUCUUUCAAAGUGGAGCACGUCCCCCAUCGAGGAGCAGACCAAGGCCGGCCACUACCAGUGCUUCGUCAGGCUCCACACCGCACCCGUCACCGUCUGCUUCGCCAACGGCCUCUCCCGCAACGACGCCAUGGAAACGGCAUCCCACAAUGCACUGCAGUACUUGAAGGUCAUGGCGACGAAAGUGCCUGCGCCGGCCAAGGCGAGUGCCGAAUCAAAUGGACAGAUGCGCAUUAAAGCCGAACCCCGCUGAUAGAGGCUAUAUCGAUAUUUUGUUGCCCGGCGAAUGUCAGGGUGGAAGGAUGCGCAUGUGCGGCGAUUUUCGAUUCCAGCACAACUGGCAUGAGAGCAUUAUCUCCGUUGCGCACUAUGCAAAAUGCUAAACGUACUUUGCAUGAGUAAGUUAGAAUCCUCCUGUCUGAACUGGGAAUUGACGUACAUGUAUGCAUCCUAAGGCCCUCAAAGUCAGUCAGGCAACAAUUUAUUUUGUUCCCUAACCCAAUUGGUUCCACCUAUAGUGUAUUUAAAGAGUCUACAUUGCAUAGGUCACUUCAUGGAACUUUACAUAGGUUACAAAUACAAAAAUUAGCUAUUAAUGCUAAUUCUGCUUUUGAAAAUGUUGGUAUUUUGACAAGUAAUUGACAAUUUCAGUGAUAUAUUGUUAUUUUAAUUAUAUAUUAGACUAGGGAUUUCCCUAAAAGUGUAUAUUUCAAACAAUUGAAUUUCAAUUUAAUGUGAUGGGAAAUUUUGCAGUGUUCAGUAACCCACAGUGUAAGUUAUUAGAGUUCCAUGAAAUGGCAUUAGUAUCUCUCUCUCUCUCUCUUACUGUAAUGGGUCUACCAAAUGGUAUUCUUAAUUUUUUUUUUGUUGAUAGACCACCAGAUAUGUGCUUUCCAAAGCCUGCCUCAAACUAUGCAAUCUGCUUUGAGGGAAGUACUACCAAGUUACAAUAUGCAACAGCGAGUGGGUAGGCUACGUCCUGAUUGAGUUGUAUCACUGCAUAUGAUUUUUUUAUCAAGAUUAUGCUCAUGAUCCAGGAUGAAAAGCAAAAUUAGUUUCAAAUCUUAGACGAUUCCAUGACUGCACCACAGACUUCACUUCGGUUCGGACUAGUAAGGACUUGUUUCAUUCAAGAAUGAUUAUGAUGACAUGAUGCCUAGUUUUAUUUAUUAUUCUCUUUGUAUUACUAUUUAGAACAUCAGCAAACAUAUUUUGUUGACCUUCGUGGCCCGUAUUCUAAAGUACAGUUAAACUUAGGCCAAGGUCUAAGUCUGUGCAAAGAUUAUGUGAAGCCUAACAUGUCCAAAAAAAAGUACUCAAACCACAACUAUGAACAGAGUUUGAAUCAAACCAGAGUUAAGAAUCUGUUCAUGAUUGAUAUGAAUAUUUGUAGUUAGGAUAAAUCUAUUUUGAUUUGUCCAACAGUAUGUUGUUGAGGCAAAUUUGCAGAAUUUGAAUGUAGCAUGAAAAAUCAAUCGCAAAUUCAAUAUACCCACUUCUGAUCGGCUGAAAUCAAGUUGAGUUUGGUUGUAACUCUUUGUGCUGCAGAUUGCUUAGUAUGAGGCAGGCUUUGCACGGUUCCAUGACAUUUGGUCCAGCGACAAUUGCUCCGCUCUGAAUUCACGCAAUAAUUGAAUGACCAACUUCAACCCUGGGUUUAAUACUAUACCCUCUCCUGAACCUUACAUAAAGCCCUAUUGCGAUCCUUACCCUACAUCUUAGAUUAUAUUAAGCCGAGAGCAAUUGUCGUAGGAGCAAAUGUUGUGUGAACGCAUCUUUUUGAAAUCCUUGGAGAAGUUUGGUCUGGCAGGAGAAUUGUUUAGAGAUAUUGUUAUUUGUACAUUUUGUGUAUAGAAAUAAGGAUGUCAAAUGCGGGAAAUUAUGAUGUAAAAUGUUAGCUGGUGUCUUUUCUUUUUUAGCCAGGCAGAAGGUCCCAAAGGUGGUCUGCCUGAAUCUAUUUUGGUUUGUUUUUUACGGUUGGGGGCCUUGAAUGUUGGUUUGAUAAUGUUGUAGAAAUUGAAAUUGAUAUAAAUGUAUAUUGCUUCAUUGAGAGGAAAUGAAUUCCACUGACAAAUCAAAAAUUCAUGACGGAAUAAUUUUUUUCUGAUUAAUUAGUAUU
Messenger RNA from Lytechinus variegatus (green sea urchin), 2902 nucleotides. Its product is annotated as RISC-loading complex subunit tarbp2-like. NCBI's taxonomy places the organism in Eukaryota, Metazoa, Echinodermata, Echinoidea, Temnopleuroida, Toxopneustidae. Bases 121 to 1020 code for a protein of 299 amino acids. The transcript has 6 exons. The record is from RefSeq and is a predicted model, not a curated record.